UUUAUUGAUCUAAUUAUUUUUUUCUUCAUAAGAUAAAAAUUCCUUAUGUUUUAUGUAUCAAUCUUUCCUUUUUUACGUGUUUAUUUUAUUCAUCUAUAGUAAAUGUCAGUUUUUAUUUGUCAUUUUGUAGGUCAAAUGAAGUCUAGAUUGUUCAUGUGCCCCUGAAGGCCUUAAUUUUCUGGAUCGGGUGUGUGAGAAUAAGAAUAGAGGGAAGAUGAACUCUGGAGUGUGGUAGAUCUGUAGAGAUGCCCAUGCUUGUUUAGACAAUGCCAAAGCUGAUGAUCUGAAUCUGAUCUUGUGUCAGAUGGUGGUUCACUCAGUAUAUUGGGGUUGGGGUGUUGACAUAAUAAUCCUGUAUUGAUAAUAGCUCUUUCUCUGUGUUUAGUAAAACAGAAGUGUGAAAUAGAGGGGGUUUAUGUGAUCCUGACGCAGAGCUUCUGAAACAGGAACCUCAGCCCUGUUUUUACAGAAUGUGAGAAGAAAGCUCAGAAAUGAGCCUCAGGACAGCAGGUAAACAUGUCGACUGGAGAAGGUGGAUUAGUUCUCACACCACUGUGCCAAGGCUUCCUGAAGAAAAGAAAAGACAAAAUGAGGCUGAGGUGGGUGACCUACUGGUUCAAACUUCACAACACAACCCUGUUCUUCUACACCAAGAAAAAUGGAUCUACUUUGGAUCUUAGAGGAAAGUAUUACCUGUUUGAGGUUGAAUCCGUGCAGGAGGUGAUGCGGACUGAGAACAAGCGCUACCUUUUUGAACUCACGAUGAAAAACGGGAAGAGGAAAGUUCUGGCUGCAGACACAGCAGAUCUCAGACAAGAGUGGAUUUGCCAGCUUCUGAAAGCCAUGAACCAUUCCAGCCUUCACACCACUCAGCUGACCUCUGACAGGUUUCGUGAGAGUUUUUCAGAUCAUGAACAGAGAGCUGAUUCCAACCCGUGCAGCAGCAGAAGCAGCUUCAGCUCAACCUCAGAGAGCAGCAGUUUCAGAAGGCCUAACUCCAACAUGUCUGACUAUCUGUGGUCCAGCAGCACCAGCUCUCAGACUGCUUCCCAUCACACUCCCCAGCGCUUUUCCACUUCUCAGGAUAUGACCAGCCUUGGGAUCAGUCAGCAUCCAGAGGAUGAAGUGGAGCAUAAGAUGGAGGAGAUUAAACUGGAGAGUGAUUAUGACGUCCUGCCUGCUCCAAAAUCACUGAAUUAUGAAGAAGCCAUUUAUGAUACGCCUCCAUCCAACCGGCGAGCCAGCGGCAGAAAUCACGAAAUGACUGAAAGCAUCUAUGAUGUCCCGAAGUCCAUAUUUAUGAGAGCAGAUGGUGAUGAGAGGCCUGCCAGUGGAGGGCUGCUUAUAGAUAUGAUGGCCUGUCUUGGGGAGAGACUCAGUGAUCUGGGGCAGAGCAGCUAGCUGCACCAAGAGUCAGCUGUUAACUCUAGAGCAUCAUCUGGACAUAUCCGGUUACAAUACUAACCAGCAAGACUUUGUUUGUGAAUUAAUGUGAAUAUUAUUUUUCUUUACAGUAUUAUUUGUAACAUUUUAUAAUAAGGAUCACAAAUAACAGAACCUACAACAGUAAUAAACAUUGUUAAACGGUUACUCAA
Astyanax mexicanus (Mexican tetra) is the source of this 1595-nucleotide messenger RNA. RefSeq names its product interactor protein for cytohesin exchange factors 1. Bases 517 to 1401 code for a protein of 294 amino acids. Lineage: Eukaryota; Metazoa; Chordata; Actinopteri; Characiformes; Acestrorhamphidae. The record is from RefSeq and is a predicted model, not a curated record. The transcript is spliced from 10 exons.